AUGUCCGCCGACCCUCCACGACCACAGUUGCCUUGCCGUUUCUUCGCCGAAGGGCGUUGCGCGAAGGGAGAGAAGUGCUUGUACACGCAUAUCCAGCCGGCUACGGUCACAAGCGAGGAAAGUCUUUCGGAGCACAUCGAAACACCUACGGACCCGAGAUUGAAUCUCCCUUGCAAGUUCUUUGCUAGAGGUGCUUGCCUUCAUGGCGAUAGUUGCGCGUUCCCUCACUCCCAGGGCCCCGAGGGCAACUCGGAAUGGGUCAUGGAAGGCCGCGAGGAAGCGGGACAAGAGACCUGGACUCGCGAGCUUGGUGGCGCCCUGGCGCAGUUUGGGGACGGUGCGGCGGUUUCCCGCGUCUCACUUCCGUCUGACUUCUCCGCCGUUCGUUUGGACAAAUUACCCGUCGGAAGCUCGCCUGUCUCGGUCGUAUCCUUGCUCGCCAGAAUAGGGCUGAUCGUGCCACUGAGCGGUGUUCGCAUCUCCUCCACGGCCGACAGCGGUGCCGGCGCAGCUUACUGCAGUGCCGAUAUCAGAAUAGAUGACCCUCUUUUUGCUGAGAACCUGCUUUCCAAAAUCCCCACGGCAUCCUCGACACGGGGUAUCAAAGCCGUUGCUAUCCCGACAUCGAUCCCGCAGGGCGUGGGCAUCCAUCGUGUCGAUUGCAGAAAGGUACAUUGCUCGUGGCACCGGGCCACACGUACGGCGUGGCUGAACUUUGGCAACCAAGACAUCGCACGCAAGGUCCGUGACCUGUUCAACAAGCGCGUGUACAAGGUAUGUGGCCGAGAGGUUGCGGCAACUGGACCUGUAGGCAAGGCAAACAGGUUCAACCCGUUCGCGUGGACAGUCACCCUCAACGACCUCCCCUCCACCGCGGACGAGGCGUCCAUCUCCGCCACCAUCCCCGACUGGCUCCAACCCCGCCACGUCGAGCUCUCCAAGCCGACAUAUCCCGACAGCGCCGACAUGUCCGUCGCCAAGAUCCAGUCGCUGCUCACGCAGAUCGGCGCAUUCGAGGGAGAGCCCAUCGUCUCCACGUCGGCGUCGAAGCGGAUCAAGAUGCAGGUACGCUUUGUUUUCGAGACGGACGCGCGCAAGGCCGUCGGGGAAUUGCACAAUGCGCCACUCCCCUUCAACAAGACCGGCAGACUUACCGUGCAUCUGGUCACCUCGGCCAAGUUCAAGGUUCUGAGUAAGAUGUACCAGGCGGUGCAGUCGCGCAUCGAUGGCCACAGGUCGGCAUGGGGCGCCAAGAACUUGCUGCUGAGGACUUACCCUCCGUCGACGGGGUUCACCACCGUCAAGAUUGAGGGCGAGCAUGCGAAGGAUGUGGCGGGUGCGAAGAGGGAACUCGAGAUUAUCUUCGCCGGCGAGGUUGCGAGGAACGGCGAGGAUGUUCUGUGGGCUCAGGCCUUGACCAACAACAAUGGACUGUCUCACCAGUCGCUGAAGCAGGUGGAACAGCGCCUCGGUGUCUUCAUCUUGCGUGAUAAGCAGAAGAGACAGCUUCGAGUGUACGGGCCGGAGUCCAAGUGCAAAGAAGUGACAAGACAGCUGGUGGAACUGUUCAAGAACGACUCGUUGUUGUCGGCGUCGUCGUCGGUCUUCACCAUCCAGCUGAGUCCUGAGCAGUUCCGGUGGGCUUGUUGUGGCGGCUUCAGAGGAUUGUCUUCUGAUCUGGGCGAUGGCGUGGCCACUUUCGACGUCGUCUCCUACCCGAAGUGCAUCAUCAUCAAUGGAACACAGACGGACCAUGCGAAAGCCUUGGCCAUGAUUGAAGGUGGGGAAGAAGUUGGCCACCCCGAGUCCGACACCACCGCCCUUCCCGACGGGGACUGCGUAGCCUGUUGGACGGAAGCCGAGAACCCGAUCCGCACGCAAUGCGGCCACCUUUACUGCGCUGGAUGUUUUGAGAAUCUCUGCCAGUCGUGCUACUCGACCGACUCCGAGUUUCUCAUCCGCUGCGCCGGAGACGAGGACAGGUGCAAGCGAAUCUUCCCCCUGGGCGAGCUACAAGACUGCCUCUCGUCCAGCACCUUCGAGGACGUCCUCGAGGCCUCGUUCGCCUCCCACAUCGCCCGGAACCCUUCCGUCUUCCGCUACUGCCCUACCCCGGAUUGCGGCCAGGUGUACCGUACCACCGCCCCCGAGUCGGCAGGCAUCCACACGUGCAGCAAGUGCUGCGCCACUACGUGCACCGCCUGCAUGGCCGCACACGAGGGUAUGACCUGCGCCGAGUACAGGUACGAGACCUCGGACGAGGCAAAGGCCAUGGAGAGGCUGAAAAAGGAGCUCGGAUUCAAGGACUGCCCCGAGUGCAAGACCUCGAUGGAGAAGAGGGACGGGUGCGACCACAUGACGUGCCCAGGCUGCGGGACGCAUAUCUGUUGGAGGUGCUUGGAGACGUUUGCGACGGGCCGGCUGUGCUAUGCGCAUUUGAAUGAGAAGCAUGGGGGGAUUGGGAUCGAGCUUGUGGAGGGGUUUGACGAGCUCCGUUUGUAA
Messenger RNA from Phialemonium atrogriseum, 2502 nucleotides. RefSeq lists its product as uncharacterized. Gene Ontology annotation, cellular component: ubiquitin ligase complex. Gene Ontology annotation, molecular function: ubiquitin binding; ubiquitin-protein transferase activity; zinc ion binding. The transcript has 2 exons. The record is from RefSeq and is a predicted model, not a curated record. NCBI's taxonomy places the organism in Eukaryota, Fungi, Ascomycota, Sordariomycetes, Cephalothecales, Cephalothecaceae. The coding region runs from base 1 to 2502 and encodes 833 amino acids. Gene Ontology annotation, biological process: proteasome-mediated ubiquitin-dependent protein catabolic process; protein linear polyubiquitination.